Molecule: messenger RNA, 6420 nt
Organism: Drosophila melanogaster (fruit fly)
Lineage: Eukaryota; Metazoa; Arthropoda; Insecta; Diptera; Drosophilidae
Gene: PolQ
Product: DNA polymerase theta
Exons: 7
Coding region: 93-6272 (2059 amino acids)
Biological process (GO): DNA replication; DNA-templated DNA replication; double-strand break repair via alternative nonhomologous end joining
Cellular component (GO): nucleus
Molecular function (GO): nucleic acid binding; DNA binding; ATP binding
Source: RefSeq, marked reviewed
ACCGCGCGACGUUUCGUUUUCAUUUUAUUCAUUUCACUUGUAACAAGCAGUUUGCAACAAUUCUUAGUUCAGUAUAAAAACGCACCGGCGCAAUGGCAUUCUCGCAGUCGUUCAACUUCGGAAACAGCACCUUAAUGGCGCUGGAGAAAGGAAUGCAAGCGGACGACAAGGAGAAUGCACAGCCAGGAAACGGAAAUAUCCAAGUCCAAAGUGCCGGCAAUGAGGUAAAUAGCGAGAUCCAGGAAAUUAACUCGGAGUUUUUCCGGGACGAGUUCUCCUACGAAGUGAAUCAGGCCCAUAAGCCAGCUGAACAAUCAGUGGUCAAUGUGUCUCAGGUUCAGCAGCAUAUGGCAGUUGUUUCCAAUCAGGACUCUGAGGAUCAGAGCCGCUCAUCCGCUUUGAAUGACCAAAUCUGCACACAGUCUUCGUUCGAGGGCGAGGACGCAGGCGCGGAUGCAGUGCUGGAUCAGCCCAAUCUGGAUGAGAACAGCUUUUUGUGUCCUGCGCAGGAUGAAGAGGCUUCCGAGCAGCUGAAGGAAGACAUCUUGCACAGUCAUUCCGUAUUGGCCAAGCAGGAAUUCUAUCAAGAGAUUUCGCAAGUCACGCAGAACCUGAGCAGCAUGUCGCCCAACCAACUGCGAGUGUCGCCCAACUCCUCGAGGAUCCGCGAAGCGAUGCCCGAAAGACCAGCAAUGCCACUUGAUCUCAACACGCUUAGAUCAAUAAGCGCAUGGAACCUGCCCAUGAGCAUUCAAGCGGAGUACAAGAAGAAGGGUGUUGUCGAUAUGUUCGACUGGCAGGUGGAGUGUCUCUCCAAGCCUAGAUUGCUGUUUGAGCACUGCAACCUGGUUUAUUCAGCACCCACGUCGGCAGGCAAGACGUUGGUUAGUGAGAUACUGAUGCUGAAAACCGUACUGGAGCGAGGUAAAAAGGUGCUGCUCAUACUGCCCUUCAUCUCGGUGGUGCGCGAGAAAAUGUUCUACAUGCAGGAUCUGCUCACGCCGGCUGGUUACCGCGUGGAGGGAUUCUACGGCGGCUAUACGCCACCAGGAGGCUUUGAGAGCCUUCAUGUGGCCAUUUGCACAAUUGAGAAGGCGAACUCCAUUGUGAACAAGCUGAUGGAGCAGGGCAAACUGGAAACCAUUGGCAUGGUGGUGGUAGACGAAGUGCAUCUCAUUUCGGACAAGGGACGCGGCUAUAUCCUGGAACUUCUGCUAGCCAAGAUCCUCUACAUGUCCCGUCGCAAUGGACUGCAGAUCCAGGUGAUCACCAUGUCGGCCACACUCGAGAAUGUGCAGCUGCUGCAGAGCUGGCUUGACGCCGAGUUGUACAUCACAAACUACCGACCCGUUGCUCUAAAGGAAAUGAUUAAGGUGGGCACAGUAAUUUAUGACCACCGUUUGAAAUUAGUUCGAGAUGUGGCCAAGCAAAAGGUACUUUUGAAAGGCCUGGAAAACGAUUCCGAUGAUGUGGCCCUUCUCUGCAUAGAGACGUUGCUGGAGGGAUGCUCGGUAAUCGUGUUCUGCCCCUCGAAAGAUUGGUGCGAGAACCUGGCCGUUCAAUUGGCCACCGCAAUCCAUGUCCAAAUCAAAUCUGAAACAGUGCUGGGCCAGCGAUUGAGAACAAAUCUAAAUCCGAGGGCCAUUGCAGAAGUGAAGCAACAACUCAGGGACAUUCCCACAGGUCUCGAUGGGGUCAUGUCGAAGGCGAUCACCUACGCCUGCGCGUUUCACCACGCCGGCCUAACUACGGAGGAGCGGGACAUUAUUGAAGCCUCGUUUAAGGCAGGAGCACUGAAGGUUCUAGUCGCCACCAGCACACUGAGUUCGGGAGUGAAUCUGCCCGCUCGGCGCGUCCUGAUACGCUCGCCAUUAUUUGGGGGCAAGCAAAUGAGUUCCCUAACGUACCGCCAGAUGAUCGGACGAGCUGGACGCAUGGGAAAGGAUACGCUGGGUGAGUCUAUUCUCAUCUGCAACGAGAUCAAUGCCCGAAUGGGAAGAGACCUGGUCGUAUCGGAGCUGCAGCCCAUUACUUCCUGCCUCGAUAUGGACGGAAGCACCCACUUGAAGCGCGCUCUACUCGAGGUAAUUUCUUCUGGUGUAGCGAACACCAAAGAAGACAUCGACUUCUUCGUGAAUUGUACUCUGCUGAGUGCCCAAAAGGCCUUCCACGCAAAGGAGAAACCACCCGAUGAGGAAUCGGACGCCAACUACAUUAACGAUGCCCUCGACUUUCUUGUGGAGUACGAGUUCGUUCGCCUGCAAAGGAACGAGGAAAGGGAGACAGCGGUCUAUGUGGCCACUCGUCUCGGUGCCGCCUGUCUGGCUUCCUCUAUGCCGCCCACCGACGGCCUCAUUCUUUUUGCGGAACUCCAGAAAUCUCGUCGCUCCUUCGUCCUAGAGUCAGAACUGCAUGCUGUUUACCUAGUAACGCCCUAUUCUGUCUGCUACCAACUUCAAGAUAUCGACUGGCUGCUGUAUGUGCAUAUGUGGGAAAAGUUAAGUUCGCCCAUGAAAAAAGUGGGCGAGCUUGUUGGAGUCAGGGACGCCUUUCUCUACAAAGCGCUGCGUGGUCAAACAAAACUAGACUACAAGCAAAUGCAAAUACAUAAGCGUUUCUACAUAGCUCUGGCUCUGGAGGAACUGGUAAACGAAACACCCAUAAACGUCGUGGUCCACAAGUAUAAGUGCCACCGAGGAAUGCUACAGAGUCUGCAGCAAAUGGCCUCGACCUUUGCAGGCAUUGUUACUGCUUUCUGCAAUUCUCUGCAGUGGUCCACACUCGCCCUGAUCGUGUCCCAAUUUAAGGAUCGUCUCUUCUUUGGCAUUCACAGGGAUCUUAUCGAUCUGAUGCGAAUACCCGAUCUGUCGCAGAAACGAGCUCGUGCUCUCUUUGAUGCUGGCAUCACCAGUUUGGUAGAGCUAGCGGGCGCUGAUCCCGUAGAAUUGGAAAAGGUGCUCUAUAACUCAAUCAGCUUCGACUCUGCAAAGCAACACGACCACGAGAACGCGGAUGAAGCGGCCAAGCGAAAUGUAGUUAGAAAUUUCUAUAUCACAGGCAAGGCGGGGAUGACAGUGAGCGAGGCUGCCAAACUACUGAUUGGUGAAGCUCGACAAUUUGUUCAGCACGAGAUCGGACUGGGCACAAUUAAAUGGACCCAAACUCAGGCGGGAGUGGAAAUAGCUUCGAGGGCAAUACACGAUGGCGGGGAGGUAGACCUCCACAUGUCCCUGGAGGAGGAGCAGCCGCCAGUAAAGAGGAAAUUGUCCAUCGAAGAAAAUGGCACAGCCAAUUCACAAAAAAAUCCCAGACUCGAAACAGUAGUGGACACACAGCGAGGCUAUAAAGUUGAUAAGAAUAUUGCUAAUCAAAGCAAGAUGAACCCGAAUCUUAAAGAAAUCGAUGCCCAAAAUAAGGCGCGAAGGAAUUCAACUGCACACAUGGAUAACCUAAACCCGAUUAGCAAUGACCCUUGUCAGAACAACGUAAACGUAAAAACGGCACAACCCAUAAUAUCCAAUUUGAAUGACAUCCAGAAACAAGGUUCUCAGAUUGAAAAGAUGAAAAUCAAUCCAGCAACUGUGGUGUGUAGUCCACAAUUAGCAAAUGAAGAAAAACCGAGUACCAGUCAAAGUGCUAGAAGGAAGCUCGUUAAUGAGGGAAUGGCCGAACGCCGCAGGGUCGCUUUAAUGAAGAUUCAGCAACGCACCCAAAAAGAGAACCAGUCUAAGGAUCAGCCAAUACAGGCGUCGAGGUCUAACCAACUUUCAAGUCCGGUUAAUAGAACACCCGCAAAUCGAUGGACACAAUCGGAAAACCCAAACAAUGAGAUGAACAAUAGUCAACUGCCCCGCAGAAAUCCACGAAAUCAAUCACCAGUACCCAAUGCAAACCGCACUGCGUCAAGGAAGGUUUCCAACGCAGAGGAGGAUUUGUUUAUGGCAGACGAUUCCUUUAUGCUGAAUACCGGUCUAGCCGCUGCUCUCACGGCCGCUGAGAGCAAAAUUGCCUCUUGCACGGAGGCGGACGUGAUACCUAGCUCGCAACCUAAGGAGCCGGAAGUGAUCGGUGCACUGACUCCACAUGCAUCCAGACUGAAGCGUUCCGACCAGUUGCGUUCACAGCGCAUACAAAGUCCCAGCCCCACCCCGCAACGUGAAAUCGAAAUUGAUUUGGAAUCGAAAAACGAAUCCAAUGGGGUCUCCUCUAUGGAAAUCUCGGACAUGUCUAUGGAGAACCCACUCAUGAAAAAUCCUUUACAUCUAAAUGCCUCGCACAUUAUGAGCUGUUCGAAAGUCGAUGAAACUGCGUCGAGUUUCUCUUCUAUAGAUAUAAUCGAUGUGUGUGGCCACCGGAAUGCGUUUCAAGCUGCUAUCAUCGAGAUCAAUAACGCCACGCGUUUGGGAUUUAGCGUUGGCCUGCAGGCUCAAGCGGGCAAACAGAAGCCGCUAAUUGGAUCCAACCUCUUGAUCAAUCAAGUUGCGGCGGCCGAGAACCGGGAGGCGGCUGCCAGGGAACGUGUGCUAUUCCAAGUGGACGACACCAACUUCAUCUCUGGUGUGUCUUUCUGUCUUGCGGACAAUGUUGCCUACUAUUGGAAUAUGCAAAUUGACGAACGUGCAGCAUAUCAGGGAGUGCCCACCCCUCUCAAGGUGCAGGAAUUGUGCAACCUGAUGGCUCGAAAGGAUCUCACGCUGGUCAUGCACGACGGAAAGGAGCAGCUUAAGAUGCUGCGCAAAGCGAUUCCGCAGCUAAAAAGGAUUAGCGCCAAGCUGGAGGAUGCCAAGGUCGCAAACUGGCUGCUGCAGCCGGACAAAACUGUGAAUUUUCUCAAUAUGUGCCAGACAUUCGCCCCGGAAUGCACUGGCCUUGCGAAUCUCUGUGGCAGUGGUCGUGGUUAUAGCAGCUACGGGCUUGAUACCUCCAGUGCCAUUUUGCCGAGGAUUAGGACGGCCAUCGAAUCCUGCGUAACGCUGCACAUACUCCAGGGACAGACUGAGAACCUAAGCAGGAUUGGCAAUGGUGACUUACUUAAGUUUUUCCACGAUAUCGAAAUGCCCAUUCAAUUGACUCUUUGUCAAAUGGAGCUUGUGGGCUUUCCCGCCCAGAAGCAGCGACUCCAACAGCUUUAUCAGCGCAUGGUGGCCGUUAUGAAGAAAGUGGAAACAAAGAUUUAUGAGCAGCAUGGUUCCCGUUUCAAUCUGGGCUCGUCACAAGCUGUUGCCAAGGUGCUGGGACUCCACCGGAAAGCAAAAGGACGAGUUACCACCUCACGCCAGGUGCUGGAGAAGUUGAACUCGCCCAUUUCGCAUUUGAUACUAGGCUAUCGAAAGCUGUCUGGGCUCUUGGCCAAAAGCAUUCAGCCGCUAAUGGAGUGCUGCCAGGCAGACAGAAUUCAUGGCCAGAGCAUUACAUAUACGGCAACGGGUCGUAUUUCCAUGACGGAGCCGAACCUGCAAAAUGUCGCCAAAGAAUUCAGCAUACAAGUGGGCUCUGAUGUGGUCCACAUAUCCUGUAGGUCACCAUUCAUGCCCACGGAUGAGAGCCGAUGUCUUUUGUCGGCUGACUUCUGUCAGCUGGAGAUGCGGAUCCUUGCCCACAUGUCUCAGGAUAAGGCUCUGUUGGAGGUGAUGAAAUCGUCACAGGACCUGUUCAUCGCAAUUGCAGCGCAUUGGAACAAAAUCGAAGAGUCCGAAGUGACGCAGGACCUCCGCAACAGCACCAAGCAGGUGUGCUACGGAAUCGUCUACGGCAUGGGCAUGCGGUCCCUGGCCGAGUCGUUAAACUGCAGUGAGCAGGAGGCGCGGAUGAUAUCCGAUCAGUUUCACCAGGCGUACAAGGGUAUUCGCGAUUACACCACGAGGGUGGUCAAUUUCGCACGCAGCAAGGGAUUUGUUGAGACCAUUACUGGACGGCGACGGUAUUUGGAAAAUAUCAACAGUGAUGUGGAGCAUCUAAAAAAUCAGGCCGAGCGCCAGGCCGUUAACUCCACCAUCCAAGGAUCGGCUGCGGAUAUUGCGAAGAACGCUAUUCUGAAGAUGGAAAAGAACAUUGAACGUUAUCGCGAAAAGCUGGCAUUGGGUGACAAUUCAGUUGACCUGGUAAUGCACCUACAUGACGAACUCAUUUUCGAGGUGCCAACGGGAAAGGCCAAAAAAAUAGCCAAAGUCCUUAGCCUCACCAUGGAGAACUGCGUGAAACUCAGCGUGCCACUCAAGGUGAAGCUGAGGAUCGGACGCAGUUGGGGUGAAUUUAAGGAAGUUAGCGUGUAGUUUAUUAUAUCAUUUUAUAGAUUUGUAAUCAAUUUGUUUAAAGACUGAAUGUUUUAGGACUGCUUGGCCUGCCACUCCGUCCAUGAUCCGGCAUAAGCCUUGGCGCUGCAAUUGAUUAAUAAAUAAUUGUACAUAUCUUUUAAAACGU